Fusarium musae is the source of this 2415-nucleotide messenger RNA. RefSeq lists its product as uncharacterized. Lineage: Eukaryota; Fungi; Ascomycota; Sordariomycetes; Hypocreales; Nectriaceae. The record is from RefSeq and is a predicted model, not a curated record. Bases 1 to 2415 code for a protein of 804 amino acids. The transcript is spliced from 5 exons.
AUGUCCGAUUCAAAACGGCCAUCUUUGAGAGCCUUUAUCAGGCGCCUCAACCCUGGAAAAGGCAACGAAUCAAGCAGUGACCCUACAGGAACUGCUGGGAGUAUGCUACUCGUAUCUCAGGACAGAUUAUCAGUUGGUUUGCUGUCUGCUUCAGCAUCUUCCAUACAUGUACCUCCAGUGAGUGUCGCAGGUACCAAAGAUCCUCGAUCAGAAAAUUUUUCGGUUGGUUUGUUAGCCUCAAAGGCUGAACCUACCGCCACCGUGUCGACAACUGAUUAUGAAUGCAAUGGUCAACAAUAUGGGUUCCAGCAGCUUUGGAAAGAGGCAAUCGAUAAUUUCCAAGCAUCAAAAGACGGCGAAAAGUUGUCAGAAGUCAUUCGAGCUCAGGAACAGAGUUCAGCAAACGAUGCUCAUAUUACCCUGCCAGCCUUGAUAAAGAGACUGGAAACUGAGAUGAAGCGUUUUGGUACACGGAAAAGGUUGGCUGAAGCGAUGGAAAAGAUUGUCCCGCAUCUCAAUCGACUCGCUGUUGUUGGCGAUAUCGCUGUUAGCACGAAUCCCAACCCCGCUGCCCUCCCAUGGGCUGCUAUACGCUUCCUUCUUAUGAAUCUUACAGCUGGUGAAGAGAUCAGAGGCAAGAUUGUCGAGGGCAUCGCCGAAAUCACUAUUCUAGUCUUCGAGUGCAGCGUUUACCACGAGCUUUACCUCACUUCAUCCGCUUCCACAGACCUUCCUAUAAAUGCGAGCCUCCGACAGACAAUUCUUGAUGCGCUCUCUCACUGUAUAAGGUUUCUUGUAUUUGCUCUUCGUCGCCAACAAGCAGCAGCAAAGGCCUUCACAGAUGCCUUUCGCCUAGAGGAUUUUACCGGAUAUUUGAAAGACCUCAAUGUUUCGAAAGACAAGCUACAUGACGCUGGUUCACUCUGUGAAAUACAUCAUAGCUCUCAAAGCCGAGACCAACUCAGGUCUUUGCAUGAUUUGAUCGUCGAUAUGAGGCUGGAGUCCAGUGAAAGGGCGGAGGAAAGGGUCAAGUCGCAGCUGAGGAAUCUUCUUUUUGAUCCCAAAGAUGUCUUCGAUCAUAUUUACCACCCACACGACUCCUUGUGUCUUCAGGGAACGCGAGUACAGGUUCUCCAUGACAUAGAAAAAUGGGCUCACGAUCCCUCAAGUCCGACCAUCUGUUGGCUUCCAGGCCUUGCUGGUACCGGCAAGAGCACAAUUUCACGUACUAUUUCUCGAAAUCUAAAGACCAAAAGCCUCGGCGCUAGCUUCUUCUUCAAGAAAGGUGCAGGCAAUCGAGGAAAUGGUCGACAUUUGUUCUCAAUACUGGCAUAUCAACUGGCCUUAUACCUCCCUCCCAUUCUCCCAUAUAUCUUGGAGGUUGUGAAGGAGGAUCACUCGCUCAACAUGGCACCUAUUCAAAUCCAAUGGCAGAAGCUGAUCCUAAGUCCACUUUCCAGACUCCAGGACGAGGGGCUCGCUAAGCCUAUUGUAUUCGUUCUUGACGCAUUGGAUGAGUGUGACGAACAAGAUCGUGGCGAGAUCUUUCGUCUAUUACUGGCGACAUGCCCGGUGGUACUGCGAGUCUUUCUCACCAGCAGACCAGAGCUUGAUAUCGUGGGACACUUCGCGAAUGAACCGCUUCAUAAAGAAAUCGUGCUUCAUAAGCUCCAGGUUGGAUCUAUAGAAAGCGACUUCCGUGUCUACCUCCAUCAGGCGAUGGGGAGCUUCGUGGCAGAGUACAAUCGUACUCAUCGCCAGAAGCAUAUGCAGUUAUCCCCAGACUGGCCUGGAGAGGAACGAUUCGAGCUACUGCUUCACAAAGCCCUACCACUAUUCAUCGCAGCUGCGACUUUUGUGCGCAUGAUCUGUGAUAGACACUGGGCAAAGAGUCCUGAUUAUAAAAUCGACUUCAUCAUCGAUAAGUCCUUGAGAGUCAGUUCCGCGUAUGAGGCUCUGUACAAGCCUGUCCUGAGCCUCAUAUUGAGUGGUGCGCCUGAUGAAGACAAGGACGAGGUUAGACAAAGCUUUUUGGAUAUCAUUGGAUCUCUUGUCCUGCUCGCUAGUCCUCUGCCGAUAGUUCCACUGGCUAACCUUCUGGGCGUUGAUGCAUGGUCUAUAUCCAGCCAGAUUGACCCUUUGCGUUCUGUGAUCGAUGUCCCUGAAGAUGAUGGCCCUCUCCGACUAUUCCAUCUUUCGUUCCGAGAUUAUAUCCUGAGUCAAUCUGCUGGGGAUCUACAGGUGAGCGAACUGGAGACACAGGCCAGACUCGCAAGUAGAUGUCUGGGUCUUAUGAGAGAAACAUUAAAGGCUGAUAUCUGUGGAAUUUUGUCACCUGGGAAGAGUCUAUCAGAUAUUGAACCAUCUGUUAUCGAUGAUCAUUUGUCCGCCGAGAUUCACUGGCAGGCGUGUUGA